Drosophila busckii is the source of this 1769-nucleotide messenger RNA. RefSeq lists its product as uncharacterized. The record is from RefSeq and is a predicted model, not a curated record. Gene Ontology annotation, molecular function: DNA binding. NCBI's taxonomy places the organism in Eukaryota, Metazoa, Arthropoda, Insecta, Diptera, Drosophilidae. Bases 60 to 563 code for a protein of 167 amino acids. The transcript has 3 exons.
AAAACUUAAAACAUCUUGGAAGCGAUCGGUGGCGUUGGCCGUAGGUGUGGUUCUACAAAAUGGACAAAUUCGUAAAAAUAACAUCAAUGUCGACUGGCGAUAAAGAAAAUGAAGUGGAUAGCGAAAUGGAGAGCGAAAUACAGCAUACAACAAAACGCAAAAGGGAAACAUCGGUGGUUUGGCAGGUUUUCAAGAAAUGCAAGGAGACCAAUAUGGCGGUAUGCAAACAGUGCGGUAAGCAGUACAAAACCGGUGGUAACACGACGAACUUGAUGGAUCACUUGAAGCGUAUGCAUCCUUCGCUACUAAAUGAAAAGCCUUUGGACAAGCCAGACUGUAUGACAAAAUUCUUAGAGCGUGAUAUCCUGUACUCUAAUAAUUCUGAAAAAAAGAAACGCAUUGACAAACUGGUACUGAAUAUGGUCGCGUCCGAUGUCUUGCCUCUAAAUGUUGUAAGUAAUGACGGGUUAACUAAGCUGAUCCAUGAACUGGAUCCACGCUAUAAAAUGCUAAGCAAGACGCAUCUGCGGAAUGUACUUUUAAAAAAUGAAUGCAAUACUUAAGGAUUCAUUAAAGGCAGAAUUUCAGACUGUUGAAAGCGUCGCAUUAACAACAGAUUGAGCGUGCUUCAAAAAUUUUGUCGACAAACCAAUUAGUCACGUUAACUAACCAUUCAGCUGUUAACAUUGCUGAUACUCUCAGUAAUGUUAUAACUGAAUGGGGUUUAACAGGCAAAGUAGUUUGUAUUAUAACUGACAAAGCAUGUGAGCUUCUCAAAAUCAUGCAUAUUCCGUGAUUUGCUCACACAAUAAAUUUAUUGGUACAAGAUAUAUUGAAGCUGCCAUGCGUUUCAGAUAUAAUUUUAAAGUGCAAACGGAAAGUCGCUUUUUUCAAAUCGAGCAAUAUAGCAUAUGCCAAAUUUAAGGAAGAACAAGGCGUUGAUAAGCCGUAUAUUUUGGUCCAGGAGGUACCAACGCGUUAGAACAGUGCUCUAUUCAUGAUGCAGCGAAUUUUUCAAACAAAUGAAUCAAUCUAUAAAGUUUUAUUGAAAACCCCAAAGUCUCUGCCGCCGUUUACCGCAGACGAGAUUACACUUAUAAAAGAACUGAUUGAUAUCCUCAACCCAUUUCAGGUUGCAACACUAUCCAUUCCAGCUGACAAAAAAGUGACUGUCUCUGAUCAUUUCAAUUUGCUGUGAGCUCCGCAAAAAACUUUUUGAAAUGAACUCUUUCAUACCGCCAGAGGCUAAAUUAGUCGUCGACUACCUGGUAGCCCGACUGCCAGAAAGAUUUUCACAAUACGAGACGCGAACAGCGACAAGGCUCGCAACUAUUCUGGACCCACGAUUUAAAAAGGAUGGCUUCCUGCAGUCGUCAAAUGCUGAGCAGGCAGCAAAAGCCUUAGAACUGGAAGUAUCCGCUUUUUUGUCCAAAACAAAACAACAUCCACAGCCAACACCACCACAAACAAAACUAUUUUCUUUUAUGAAGCUUAAAGAAAAAGUAAAAUCGAACAAAGCAGACGCCUUAAUAAUGUUGCGCCAAUAUUUUGAAGGAUCACAUGAAGCAGAAGAAGUGAAUCCACUUGAUUAUUGGAAGGAGCACACAAAGGAUACUACAGCCUUGGCAAUGCUGUCAAAAAAAUGCGUUUUAUGCGUUCCAGCAUCUUCUUGCGCAGCGGAGCGCGCGUUCAGCAAGGCUGGACAAAUAAUCUCCGACAGGAUAUGCGCUCUAAAAUCGAAUAUAGUUGAUAAGCUGCUGUUCCUAAAC